Oncorhynchus masou masou (cherry salmon) is the source of this 1222-nucleotide messenger RNA. RefSeq lists its product as uncharacterized. Gene Ontology annotation, molecular function: zinc ion binding; protein binding. Lineage: Eukaryota; Metazoa; Chordata; Actinopteri; Salmoniformes; Salmonidae. The transcript is spliced from 7 exons. Bases 443 to 1177 code for a protein of 244 amino acids. The record is from RefSeq and is a predicted model, not a curated record.
GGUGGUGCAAAGUGUCACAAACCAAACCUGUUUUGAAGGAACACAUUUCAUACUCUAUAGUUUCUAGAUCUCUGUUUACAGUCAAUAUUAGCAGAGAAUUCACAAGGAAAUCUCAACUAGUCGGUUAAGAGGAAGGGUCAGCGGGUGGGCUUCUCACAGCUGCCUGUGAACAGCCCAGAACGUCACGGUUCUGUUUCUUCUGUUUGUUUUUGAUUGAUAUGGGACCAGACCAGUCCUCUUCAGGAUUCUGAGGCCUCCUCUCUGAGAGUUAUAAUGAGUUAUCAUCAGGUGGCUAAGGGUGGAGCCAUCCCUAAAGAAAGACAGAAGGAUGGGUCACCAAACAAGGAUCUUGAUGAGACCGUGGACCCUGAUAUGAGGGGCCAAUCAGAGAGAGCAGAGUCUAUUUCCUCUGGUUUUCUAUCAAUCAAGACUGAAGCGAUCCAUGGAUAUCCCUGUUCAUUUCAAAGGAGCAGACUCUCUACAAAACAAAGGGCCAGUAGACGUAUCCUGUGAUAUCUGCUCUGAGGUCCAAGCUGUGAAGUUCUGUCAGUCCUGCAGUGUGUCCUACUGUGAGACCCACAUCAGACAGCACUAUACAAUAUCUAAACUACAGAAACACACACUGGUGGAUGUGACUGGAGACCUGGUGCAGAAACUCUGUCAACAUGACUACAGUCUUCUGGAGGUGUUCUGCAGGACAGACCAGAUGAUGAUCUGCAGUCAGUGUGCAGAGACAAACCACAAAGGACAUGAUACCAUCCUCCUUGAGACAAAGAAAGCAGGAAGACAGCCUAAGAGUUUUGAUAGAGACCAACACACAACGUUGGCCUCUGAUGAUGUGCUGCCCCCUCCUGGUGACAUCCAGGUCCUGUUGCUGACGUCAGACUCUGUGUCUCUGAGCUGGGGUCCUCCUGAAGGGUUGAAGGGACCACAGAAGUUCAGAGUGACCUGGGGUUGUGACGUGGAACCGCGCAGUAUAGGGGUGAAAAAUGUUCAUGAAGUUGAAAUAAGCAGACUCAACCUUGGUAAAAAGUACCAGUUCAGUGUGGCUACAGAGGGAGAAGAUGGAAGACAAAGCAGAUGGGUCUCAGCAUCCCUAUCUGCAGGUACAGUAGGUCUCAGCAUCCCUAUCCACAGGUACAGUAGGUCUCAGCAUCCCUAUCCACAGGUACAGUAGGUCUCAGCAUCCCUAUCCACAGGUACAGUAGGUCUCAGCAUCCCU